AUGGUAAAAUACUAUGGAUAUUUGGUGAGCGAUAGCUGGUUACACCAACGAGCCCUUGAUGUGGGCUAUCCGCCCGCCAAGACACCCGAAGACUUCGAUGAUAUCAUCAGCCUUGCGUCAAUAGAUGUCAUGGCAGCGACGGGCGUUAUCUCCUACGCCAGAUUUCGUCGAGUGAAAACUCCCAAGGGCAAAUAUUUCUGGUGCAUUGCCCUCGCCUGUGACGAUCCAAUUACUGUUGGAGAACGUUUAUCAACCCGCCCGCCGCUGGAGGCAAAAUAUAAGGCUUUGAAGGAGGCGCUGGGGAAGGAUGGACCGCCUCACUGGCUUUCGAAUGCCGGCACAUUGUGGCAUAUUAGCGCAUAUGAUUAUUUUCUUUCCAUUAUUCUCAUGGUAAAAUACUUCGGAUAUCUGAUAGCUCAGGGCUGGUUGCACCAAAAAGCCCUUGAUCUGGGCUAUCCGCCCGCUCAGACCCCAGAAGACUCGCGUGAUAUCCUUAGCACUGUUCCCAUGAAUGUUAUGGCAGCGGCGGGCGUUCUCUCCUACGCCAGACUUCGUGCAAUAAAAACACCCAAGGGCAAAUAUUUCUGGUGCAUUGCCCUCGCCUGUGACGAUCCUAUUACUGUUGGAGAACGAAUGUCAACCCGCCCGCCGCCGGAGGCAAAUUAUAAGGCUUUGAAGGAGGCGAUGGGGAAGGAUGGCCCGGCUCACUGGUAUCGAGCUAUUUGA
Messenger RNA from Suillus discolor, 726 nucleotides. RefSeq lists its product as uncharacterized. Lineage: Eukaryota; Fungi; Basidiomycota; Agaricomycetes; Boletales; Suillaceae. The record is from RefSeq and is a predicted model, not a curated record. The transcript is spliced from 3 exons. Bases 1 to 726 code for a protein of 241 amino acids.